Molecule: messenger RNA, 2649 nt
Organism: Acytostelium subglobosum LB1
Lineage: Eukaryota; Evosea; Eumycetozoa; Acytosteliales; Acytosteliaceae
Exons: 2
Coding region: 1-2649 (882 amino acids)
Biological process (GO): actin filament organization; chemotaxis to cAMP; endocytosis
Cellular component (GO): vesicle; myosin complex; plasma membrane
Molecular function (GO): ATP binding; microfilament motor activity; actin filament binding
Source: RefSeq, a predicted model, not a curated record
AUGUUCCGUCUAUUCUCAUCAGGUGUCGAUGAUCUGGUGCUGGUAUCAUCACCAUCCAAUGGUGAGGUUACCAACCAGAUCGGUGCCAGGUUCGACAGAGAGCUCAUCUACACCAACAUUGGUGAAGUGUUGGUCGCUGUCAAUCCCUACAAACAACUCCCAAUCACAGGUCCAGAGUUUAUAAAGAUGUACCAAAACGCGUCAGGAGGAGACGCCUCUCCACAUAUCUUUCAGUUGGCUGAGAGAGCUUACAGACGAUUGGUCGACGAUAAUGAAUCACAGUGUGUAAUUAUUAGUGGUGAGUCGGGCGCUGGAAAGACAGUGUCGGCCAAGCUCAUCCUACAGUACGUCACAGCAGUCAGUCCAAACAACAGUUAUGGCGCCGUGAUGGGUGGCGGCGGAGGCGGCAACGGUAUGCCCCAGUACGAUGGUGGCGCCGAUGAGGACCAACCAAUGCCCGGCCGCGGCCGCGCACUUCCAGGAAUGAUGCCAGGCGGUCGUGGCAUGGGUAUGCCAAUGCCCGGCCGUGGAGGCGCUCCUCCAGGUCGUGGCGGCGCUCCCCCCGGUCGUGGAGGUGCUCCACCCCCUCGCGUUGGCGCUCCGCCUCCAAGAGGACCACCCGCACCUGUUGGAGGAGGCGGUCAACGUGGCCCACCACCCCCUGUUGGUGGCGCCCGUCCACCUGCCCCAGGCGCACCUCGUCCCAUGCCCAGCGGCGGUGGCGACGGUGACGACUCCUACAGCCCACCAGCCAGAUCGGUUGUGCCCCCACCAGGCCGAGGCCGUGGCGGACCCCCAUCAAGAGGUGGCGGUCGCGGUGGUGCUCCACCACCCAGAAUCAACCCCUCAGGUGGCGGCGGCGGUGGUCGCAGCGGUGGCAACAUCGAUGUCGAGCACAUCAAGCGUGUGAUUCUAGACAGCAACCCAUUGAUGGAGGCCAUUGGCAAUGCCAAGACCGUGAGAAACGACAACUCCUCGCGUUUUGGCAAGUACUUGGAGAUUCAGUUCAGCGACAACAACGCACCCGUCGGUGGUGUGAUCUCCACCUUCUUGCUUGAGAAGACCAGAGUGACGUUCCAGCAAAAGGGCGAGCGUAACUUCCACAUCUUCUACCAGCUGCUAGCCGGCCUGGACCCUCAGCUCAAGAGCGAUUGGGGCCUGACCGACGCCAGCGCCUUCUACUACCUCUCGCAGUCCAAGUGCACAACGAUCGAGGACGUGGACGAUGCUGCCGAGUUCCGCGACGUGCAAAAGGCCAUGGACACUGUGGCCAUCACACGUGACGAGCAAACCGAGAUCUUCAGAAUCCUCGCUGCCAUCCUGCACGUUGGUAACAUCCGUUUCCAGGGUGAGCCACCCGCCGAGGUCGUCGACACCAACCCUCUGCAGUGGGCCGCCACAUUGCUGGGCUGUGACCCCCAGUUCCUGGGCCAGUCGCUCAACCAUCGCCAGAUCCAGACGGGUUCAGUCCGCCACACACAGUACGCUGUGCCACAGAACCCCGACCAGGCAGCAAGUCUGAGAGACGCCCUGGCCAAGACGCUGUACGACCGUGUGUUUGACUUCAUCGUGGCGCGCAUCAACACGGCCAUGCAGUUCCACGGCCAGAGCAAGGUGAUUGGUGUGUUGGACAUCUACGGUUUUGAGGUGUUUGAGCGCAACUCAUUCGAACAGUUCUGCAUCAACUACGUCAAUGAGCGUCUGCAGCAGAUCUUCAUCGACCUCACGGUGCGUGGCGAGCAGCGCGAGUACCACGACGAGGGCAUGAAGUGGAAGGACAUCAACUUCUUUGACAACAAGAUUGUUUGCGACCUGAUCGAGGGCAACAAGCCACCAGGCAUCAUGCGUGUGCUGGACGACGUGUGCAAGACUGUGCACGCCGUCGACUCGGCCACCGCCGACGUCAAGUUCAUGGAGAAGCUGGCCGUGUCAAUCCAACAUCCACAUCUCGUCAUCUCGAACCACGACGAGUUCACGAUCAAGCAUUAUGCCGGUGACGUCACCUACAACAUCGAGGAGUUCUGCUUCAAGAACAACGACAACUUGUACGCGUCGAUCGUGUGCUGCAUGCAGACGUCAACCUACCCAUUCAUCUCUGGCCUGUUCCCCGAGGACAUGAUGGACAACAAGCAGGCGCCCACGACCGCGUCGUUCAAGAUCCGCCAGUCGGCCAACUACCUCGUGCAGCGUCUCUCGUCGUGCACGCCGCACUACAUCCGUUGCAUCAAGCCCAACGACAAGAAGCAGCCGAUGAACUUUGUGACGUCGCGUGUCGAGCAUCAGGUCAAGUACCUGGGUCUGCUCGAGAACAUCAAGGUGAAGCGUGCCGGCUAUGCCUACCGCCACUACAAGAACGUGUUCUUGGAUCGCUUUGGCAAGAUGUUUGACGCGCCACCCCGCACGAUCCCCGAGUUUGUCGACCAGUUGAUGCGCGCCACCAAGGACAUCCCCGCCGACGAGUUUGAGGAGGGCAAGACCAAGGUGUUUGUCAAGAGUCCCGAGACCAUCUUUGUCAUGGAGGAUCUGCUCAUGCAAAAGCUGGACCCCGAAGGAUACAAAGAGCGUGUCAAGGCCUACAAGGAGAAUGAGAAGUUGGCUCAACAAAAGGCUGGAAAGCAUUCUCUCAAGCCAAAGUGUUUGAUACAAUAA